UGCUAUAGAUAUACAAAUAGUUCAAGGGGCGUGCGAGUUUUCCGUCGUAGCAAAAGGUUAUGAAGAGACGAAACUUCUUGUGGAUUAUUUACGAUCUGACGGAUGUUAUAAAUUUUUGAGUGUGUUUUAAAAAUACUGCUCUUGUGAUGCCUUCUGCCAGGGACCCAGAAACACUUUUCGCACUCAGUCAAAAAGUAAUUGUUGAUUUCUUGACAUUACCUUGGCGAAGUAGAAACCAGUUCACAUUCGAAAUUUCGAACCGAAUCAAUUCUAUUUUAUCAUGUAUACCGGCAUCUUUAAUAGAUUCCGUCGUAUCUGGUGUGAUAGAAGAAUUCUCGCGACUUAAAACUGUAACAGAAGGAGGCGCUGCCGAACUUUUACUGAAAGCUGUGGCCGUACCACAGUUGCAAGUGUUGGACUGCCGGACGCUUGUCAAGCUUGGAUACGUUUCAGAUGAAGUACGACAUGGUUUUCAGUAUACUAUAGCAGGUUUGAUUCCGUCAUUGCGCAAUUUAGUGCAGUUGUCGUUUUCAACUCACAAGAAUGAAUUCACACUUCCAGUUUGUGAUGAUGAAGUGCUAUGGAACAUAGGCUGUAAUUGCCCUCAUCUGAAGUCUUUAAACUUUAGAUGUUGUAAUCACGUUACAGAUGAGGGAUUAAAGUGUUUAAUACCUGGGUUCUCUGAUAGUACAGGCUGUAAACAUCUCGAAGAAUUAUACGUGUUCGAAAGCUCUGUUACUGAAAAAGGUGUUACUCUCGCACUGGAACAUCUAAAAAAGUUACGAAUAGUCGAUUUCAGAGAACUGUGCACUUCGCUGAUACUUCUGUACAAUAAGUGUAUGACGAAUGGUUCACGCUUGUUGGAGGAUGGACUAAAAAUAACGCAUAUAAAUAAUUUGGGUGUCUGCCGACCAGCACAAAAACUACAGUUCGACCAGAAGAUUGUUAGAAUUUGUCAGAUUUUAUGCCCCAACUUGAGAAAUCUCAAAGUCAGGGUAACUGAUUUUGAUGUUGCACAUUUAAAAAAACUUCCAUCAUUGACAGCUGUAGAAUUCGUCUAUAAUAUUGGUAGGCCGCUGUCUCCUGGUGAAGGGACAGUAAACUUCCUGACACAGUAUGGCCAUCAAUUGAGUGCUCUAACAAUAAUAUGCAAUUUAUUUGCAGUAGAACUGUUUGUCACUAUAGGUGACAACUGCCCAAACUUAAAAGAGUUAUGGAUCAAAUGUAAUGAACUAUUAUGCAACCCUGAGUGGGUUGCUCCUGUUUCACAAAGAAUAGUGUACACCCAUCUAGAGUCUUUGUAUGUGAGAAUUGGGGAAACUGAGGAUUCGGAGUGCUUUUUACCAGCAGAGGUGUUGGUAUAUAUUUUGAGAUGUAGUUGGGGCUUGAAAUCUCUGCAGCUGAUUUUUAGAAGUGUGUCAGUGGCAGAUACUUGGUUUGAUUCCAUACUGAUGGAGAUAAACACUGGAUCAUUGGAAAAAAUAUUUAUAGCGAUUCCUGGCAGUAACUGCAAUUAUUCUGCUGUUAUGUUGUCGAUGGAAACUGUUGAGAGUAUUAUGAUACACUGUCCAAAACUGAAAGUGUUGGGAAAUUUGUUGGUAUGGAAUGUUACUCGUACACAGGUUAAGGAAUUGAGAGACUGGAUUACUGCCAGAAAUUUAGAUGUGAUAAUUGUAUACAGAUUCAUGAAAAUUAAGUAAUUUCAUUGCCUGUAGCCUUCUAAUUGAACAUUUUUUAAAAUGUAGGUUAUUGAUGUGGACAAAUGAAAGUUAAGCAGUAACUGAAGAUUGGAAUUUGAGAAUUUCAUUAUUGUUUUUAUGAAGGACUAAGUAAUUGCCGUUUGCACAGUGGCAACUGACUCAUUCCAGUGCCUUACCCUGCUUUGUUUCUAAGAUUUUUUUAGGGUGUAAGAAACUGAGGUUUUGUAGUGUUUUAGACCUGUUGCAAAUAGAAUUUCACAAAUGUGUAUUGAAAUUUUUGCAUUUAUUGUUGAUUUUUUUAAAAAUCAUGUACUUUGGUAAAUGGUUAGACACAACUGGUUGCAUUUGACAGAGCAUAUUGUGUAACAAAUGCUUAUAAGUACUUAUCUAUAUUUUCAUGUGUGUUGUGUAAUUUGCAUUUCCUUUUGUGCUGAUAAAAUCAUCUAGCAAUUUUAAUGGCACUAACAAUGAAAUCAUUAAAACAUUAGUUUAUUGCUCAUCUCGAAGAGAUAAGAUCUUCUAUGAAUCACCAUUUCUUUAAUUCUGCAGAUAGUGCAUUGAUUUCAAUUACCAUUUUUUAUUUAACUACUUUCAUUUUUUGUUCACAGAUAAUUUUGGAAUAGUUUUUCUGCAGUCUGUGUUCCAGUAACACACUGUGUUUCAUGAUAAUGAUAUCAUAUAACUGUGUAAACUUGUUUUGUUUUCUUAUAUUCUUCAUUAACUAUAUUCAGUUCGGUUAGACAUUGAUCUCAUUAGUCUUUAAGUAGACGAUGUAAGGAUGUCAAUCGCUUUACUCUUAAAUUUGUGAAACACUGGUUCUGUCUGAAUAGAAGCUUAAUGGUGCUGCUUUGCCAUCAAGUUUCCAUUGUUAGUACAGCCAAUAAGUAAAAGCUCAUUUACUUGCUCUUUUUAAUUUUAAAAUCACUCAUGGAAAAGUACUUUUAGGUAAAUUUUAUUACAAAAAUUGUGUUAUAUAAAUAAAUCUAGAAUUUUUUAACAUCAAAA
Messenger RNA from Schistocerca serialis cubense, 2705 nucleotides. RefSeq lists its product as uncharacterized. Gene Ontology annotation, biological process: SCF-dependent proteasomal ubiquitin-dependent protein catabolic process. Lineage: Eukaryota; Metazoa; Arthropoda; Insecta; Orthoptera; Acrididae. Bases 147 to 1700 code for a protein of 517 amino acids. The record is from RefSeq and is a predicted model, not a curated record. Gene Ontology annotation, cellular component: SCF ubiquitin ligase complex. The transcript has a single exon.